AUGUCAGCAGAUAAAAAACAAAAUACAAAUAUAUGCGAAAAUGAAAAUAAAAAAACAAAUAUAGAUAUAUCAGAAAAUAUACAACUAGAUGGUAAUAAUAUCGAUCAUGUCAAAUGUGAUAAUAAUGAAAAUGAUAAUCAUUCGGAAAAUACCAAAAUAACAAAAACCAAUAAAGAAAAUAAUGUUAAAAAUGAAAUAAAUACAAAUAAACUAACUAAAACAGACGAAUCUAAUAAUAAAAAUUAUAUCCAUAAAAAAAAUAACCAAACUAAGGCGAAGGGGAUUAAUAAUAUUUGCCAAAAUAAAAAUAAAAAUAAAAAUAAAAAAACUGGUGAAGAUAUCAAUACCACCAUCGAAAUUGCAAAUGAUGACUCUCCUAAUAUUUCCAUGAAAAAUUCAAUGUGUGCAAAAAAAAAAAUUGUACUUUUAAAAAGAAACGAAAUUAAAUACAACAAAUAUUACCAAGGAGAUAUAAUAAAUAAUAACAAUAAUGAUAGCAAUAAUAAUGAUAAUGAUAAUGAUAAUAAUAAUAAUAAUAAUGAGUAUGAAAAUGGUACCAAUUUGAAUAGACGUAAUAACAAUAAAAAUAAUUCAAAUAAAUAUAAUUUAAAUGGUAAAAAUACAAAAGGAGAAAAAACACUAGAACAAAGAGAACAAGAAUAUAAUAAAAUUAGAGCUAGAAUUUUUUCGAAUUUUAACAAAAACACAAAAAAUAAUUUAACAUCUUCUACUCUUCCAAAUAUUAUGCCACACACAAUUAAAAAUGACAACAUAUAUAUGAUUCCACCUUGCAAUGUUCCAAUAAAUAAUUCACUAACAAAUUUACAUAUUGAUCCAUAUUUUUGUAUAAACAAUUAUUAUAAUACAUAUAAUAAUAUGCUUAACCCUCAAUAUAUAAAUAAUAAUAAUAAUAAUAAUAUUCCAGUCUUUAAUAUUAACCCUAUUGUUAAUUUACCACCUUCUCAAUUUUAUUCUAAUAAUGAUACAACUAUUAAUAUGUUCAAUAAUUCUAAAAAUAAAAAUAACAACGACAUUAUUAAUUGUAAUCCUAUAAAUAACGUUAAUUCAAUUUAUCCUAACUAUCCAUGCAAUAUACAAGGAUAUCCUCCUUUUUUGAAAUUUAAUAAUUCCCAAAUUCCUCAUAAAAAAAUCACAAAUACUAAUAAAUAUAAUCCAAAUUACAAACCUCCUAACCACAUUACUAACUUUAAUAAUAUGAACAGUCAGAAAAAUAACAAAAAAAAUAUAUUAACAAGCAAGGUAAAAAAUGAUAAUAAUAUGACUCCACUAACCAAAAGUGCUACAAAUAAAGAAAAAAUUAUGGACGUUAAUAAUAUUCAUGAUGUUACAAAAAAUAUUUGUAGAAAUAUAAAUGAAAACAUAAAUAAUCAAACCUCUCCCAAUAUCAUCAAUUAUAAUAAUCAAUCUAUAAAAGAAAAAAAUAUUAAUUAUGAACAGGGUCAUGUUCCUAUAAAUCUUCCCUUUAAUAAAUCAAAUAUAAAUAUUUAUAAUAAAAAUUCAAAUAAGCUAAAAUUGAGUAAUAGUAAAAAAUUUUAUACUAGCCAAAAUAACAAUCUGGAUAAAAAGCCAAAGGGACCAAAAAAAAAAACAUCAUCCAAUAUCAAUAUAACUGGAAAGAAUUUGCAAAAUAAUACAAUUUCUUAUGACACAUCAAAUAUUUCAAAACAGCCAAAUGAAAAUGAAACAACAAAUAAUAACAUUGAAUGUCUGGAUAUAAAAAAUGAAAUAAAUAUUUAUCAUGAAGAUGGACAAACCCAAUUAUUAUCAGCAUCAUCUCAAAAAAAAUCGAAAAAAAAAACAGAAAAAAAAACGGAAAAUAAAUCAGAAAAAAAAACGGAAAAAAAAACGGAAAAUAAAUCAGAAAAUAAGGCAGAAAAAUCAGAAAAAUCAGAAAAAUCAGAAAAAUCAGAAAAAAAAAAUGCCAACAUAAAUUUGGACCCUGAAGUAACCAAUUUUAAUGAUACAAAAAUACAAAAUAGCGAAAUAGAUGAACAAAAUAUUAACACAAAUACAACCCCAAAGAAAAAAAAAAAGAAAAAAAAAAAAAAACUAAAUAAAAACCCAAUAAAUGGACCAAUAAAUAGACCAAUAAAUGGACCAAUAAAUGGAUCAAUAAAUGGACCAAUAAAUGGACCAAUAAAUGGACCAAUAAAUGGACCAAUAAAUGAUAAUAAUAAUUCUACACUAAACCCUCAACCCUCUAUUAUGAUUCCUAACACAAUGCAAACAAAGUUUAAUACCCCUAAUAAAAUGUUUUACCCAUUAAUAGUUAGCAAUCCACAUAUGAAUGCACAUUCUAAUUAUAAUUUUAUAAAUAAUAUCUCAACAUUUCAAGAAUAUUAUCCUAAUAAUUUAAUAAAUAAUAUAGAAUAUUGUAGAGAUAUAUCAUUAUAUGAAAAGAGAUAUGAUCGAAACGAUAAUGUAAUGCUUAACCCUAAACGUUAUGACAUUGAUUUUCCUUCUCUUCAUUAA
Plasmodium yoelii is the source of this 2493-nucleotide messenger RNA. Its product is annotated as SUZ domain-containing protein, putative. The coding region runs from base 1 to 2493 and encodes 830 amino acids. NCBI's taxonomy places the organism in Eukaryota, Apicomplexa, Aconoidasida, Haemosporida, Plasmodiidae. The transcript has a single exon. The record is from RefSeq and is a predicted model, not a curated record.